This is a messenger RNA of Pestalotiopsis fici W106-1, 468 nucleotides long. RefSeq lists its product as uncharacterized. NCBI's taxonomy places the organism in Eukaryota, Fungi, Ascomycota, Sordariomycetes, Amphisphaeriales, Sporocadaceae. The transcript is spliced from 2 exons. Bases 1 to 468 code for a protein of 155 amino acids. The record is from RefSeq and is a predicted model, not a curated record.
AUGUUGCCUCAGCAGAUUCUUGCAACAAUUGCCCUAACCACUUCGGCCUCUGCCUCUGCGAUGAACAUGCGCCGAGCUGCGGACCCCAUCAUGGGCCCGGCCACUUGCGGAGUCGGUGGUAAGGAACGAUACCUCGACCACGACGACCUGGUCAAGACCGUCGAAGAAUUCGCCGCCUGGGUCGAAAGGGGAGCCAACGGACAAGUUGACGCUGCCGGCAAGUUCCACUACAGCCUCCACUACGACUCGGACGAUGUCACUCUAUUCGCGUGCGACUACAAGUCAAACAGUGCAGGAAGUGUGAUUACCGGACAACUAAUCCGCAAAGCCUUGGGCAGCAAUGGCUGGCUCGACCAGCAGUGCAACACGGACAAUGCUGGCUACGAACGAAGCAACGAUCUUUCGGUUGGGCGUACCUUUGUAAGCUCUUAUUCAUUGCCACUUGUUCUUGUUGAUACCUGGAACUAA